UUACUGGUUACAAAAAAUCUGGGUACUGGUUACCGGCUUCAUAAUCAAUAUUGGGAGUAUUUGAUGUUGAUAUGGGAGAUGCUGAACACAAUCGUGAAUCCUCCUCUUGCUUACCUUCAAGCAUUUGAGUUUAAUCUCCAAAACACUGGACAAAAGGAUUAUGCUCUUGAUCCAUCGUUUUGUGAUCCCUUCACUGGCUGUAUGUUUGUUUUUGAUGUCGCUCAGUUUGAUAGGAAUAGGAUUCUCAAAAUGAUUACAGUGCUCAACAAUGCUCUACUAUCUGAUCCAGUCAGUGGGUUCUUCAAUCCUUGUUCUUACACUAUCUUCCUCUCAUUGGUUUGAUUCUUGUUUUGGCUAUGAUAGUUUUAUGUUACAGCAGUUUCUUGAUGUCUUAUUUAUUCAUUUUCAAGUGAGUUUUCCAAAUAGAAAUGCAGAUUGCUU
Messenger RNA from Rubroshorea leprosula, 441 nucleotides. The record is from the annotation of a GenBank genome assembly. Lineage: Eukaryota; Viridiplantae; Streptophyta; Magnoliopsida; Malvales; Dipterocarpaceae.